ACCGCCUUGGCGCUGAACCUCGCGGGCACACACGAUAAAAAGACCGCACCGGCUUCUUUUGUCGUCUCCCACCUCAGCACUACCUCGACAUUUUAUCAACGAAAACAACUACCCUGAGCGGAAUGUCUUACCAACCUCCCUACGGCGCGCCUCCCGCUGGUGGCUACUAUCCCCAGCAGGGCGGUGGCUACGGCCAGCCCCAGUACCCCCAGCCAGGCCAUGGCGCCCCGCCGGCUCCCUACGGCCAGGCUCCUUCUUACGGACAAGCGCCACCAGCGGGGUAUGGAGGCGCUCCUCCGGCUCCGUAUGGCCAUCAGGCACCCUCUGCACCCUACGGCGGCUACGCACCUCCUGCGCACGGACAGCACCACCAGCACCACCAGCACCACCAGCACCACCACUCGCAUUCUCAGCCACAGGCCUAUGCACCUCAGCAACCGAUGGGAGGAGCAGGUGGCACCUACUACCUCGGCGUGCCGGUCCCUCCUCCACCUGGAAGCCAGCCUCUGCCGCCGCCGCCCGGAUACAAUGUCCACGGGGACGUCGAAGCGAUCCGCAAGGCCACAAAGGGUUUCGGCACCGACGAGGCCCUCCUCAUUCGCACUCUGGCCCCGCUCGAUGCUUUCCAGGUCGAUGCCCUCUCGAACCAGUUCAAGGCGUCGACGGGCAAGGACUUGCUCAAGGUGCUCGAAAAGGAGACGUCGGGCUGGUUCGAGGGCGCCCUCCGUGCAAAGGUCCUCGGUCCCGUUGGCUACGAUGUCUGGCUCAUCCACCGUGCAUGCGAUGGCGCAGGCACACACGAGGACCUGCUCAACGAGGUGCUGCUCUGCCGAACAAAUGCAGACAUGUGGACACUCAAGAACGCAUACAGGGCAGUGUAUGGCAAGGCGAUGGAAAAGGUUGUCGAGGACGAGCUGUCGAUGAAGACGAAGCGCCUCUUUGUCAUGGCCCUCCAAGGUACGCGGCAAGAGGACAACGCGCCAGUAGACCAUCGGCUCGUCGAGGAGGACUGCCGAAAACUCAAGGCAGCUGCUCGGGGGGCAGGCACCGAUGAGAUCACCAUCUGCGGCAUCCUCGUCUCGAGGAGCACGCCACACCUUCAAGCCAUCUGGCAGACGUACCAGUCGAUGCACAAGCAGACGCUCGUUGCCAUGAUCAAGUCUGAAUUUUCGGGGCACAUGGAGAAUGCGCUUCUCUACAUUGCCAAGACGGCCCAGCCUGGUCCACCGGGCGUGGUACGCGAUGCGGAUCUGCUGGAAGAGAGCAUGGCAGGCAUGGGCACAAAGGACGAGCGGCUCAUCUACCGCCUCUUCAGAGCACACUGGGAUCGCAUGCGUUUCGAAGAGGUCAAGCGGUGCUACCAGGGCACCCAGAGCAAAAAGGGUCUUCGCGCGAGGGUCUCUGGGGAGACGAGCGGCGACUAUAAAAAGAUGCUGGAGGCCGUCAUUGGCUCUUGAAUACCUCACUCUUCUUCUUUCUCGACGAUGAUGCACGCACGAUGAGAG
Acaromyces ingoldii is the source of this 1505-nucleotide messenger RNA. Its product is annotated as Annexin. Bases 123 to 1457 code for a protein of 444 amino acids. The transcript has a single exon. The record is from RefSeq and is a predicted model, not a curated record. Gene Ontology annotation, molecular function: calcium ion binding; calcium-dependent phospholipid binding. NCBI's taxonomy places the organism in Eukaryota, Fungi, Basidiomycota, Exobasidiomycetes, Exobasidiales, Cryptobasidiaceae. Gene Ontology annotation, cellular component: cytoplasm.